AUGGCUUCGCAAGACCCCGCCAAGAAGCGUCAAUUUGAGCAUACAGAAGAUGCCAAUAGAAACAGUGUUGAUGUCGGGAGCCAGAUUGAAAAGAAGUUUCAAGAUGAGAUGCCUGAUUUUGACGACUCCAUCGAGGAAACAGCGCCAUCCAAAGCUGUCUGGCUCAUUACUUUCACUGUCGCCAUGGGUGGCUUCCUAUUCGGUUACGAAACGGGCGUCAUUUCAGCCGUCCUUGUCACCCUCGGCGAUGACCUCGGUCAUCCUUUGACCACGUCCGAGUCUGAGCUCAUCACGUCUCUUACGUCAGGAGGUGCCCUCGUUGGUGCCGUCAUUGCAGGUUUAAUGGCCGAUAGGUUUGGUCGAAAGGCUGGCAUUUACGUCGGUUGCGCUCUCUUCUUCGUUGGUUCCGUGAUCUGGGCAUCCGCCUUUAGCAUUCCUCAAAUGUCGGUUGCCCGUUUCACUGUAGGCCUGGGAGUUGGCUCUGCUGCCAUGAUUAUCGUGAGUUUCUGCUUUAUUGGUGUCUUGGGUUCGAAAUCAAGGACUGACCCGACCAAGCCUCUGUACAUCGGUGAACUUGCCCCGGCAAAACAUCGCGGCCGAAUGAUUGCCUUCGAUAAUAUGAGCGUCACACUUGGACAACUGAUGUCUUACGCUCUUGGCGCUGCCUUUACAAACGUGCCUAAUGGUUGGCGAUACAUGGUCGCCGUUGGCGGCGUGCCACCUAUUAUUCUCGCCAUUCUUCUCCCCUGGUGCCCCGAGUCCCCACGACAGCUGUUCUCUCAUGGCAAGAUAGAAGAGGGGACAAAGGUCAUUGCUAGGGUGUACCCCCACGCAACAGAAGCUCAAGUCAAAGCCAAGGUUGAUCGUAUUCUGUGGAAUAUUGAGGCCGAGGCCGAGAUUGUGGCGAACAAAUCGUUGCUGUGGCAAUUCAAGCAGCUUCAUUGUGUCCCCUCUAACCUUCGCGCUCUUAUCUGUGCCUGCGCUGUCAUGGCUAUUUCUCAACUCGGCGGGUUCAAUACCCUAAUGUACUAUUCCGGGACGCUCUUCUCCCUUGUUGGCUUUGACAAGCCGACAGCGGUUUCUAUCGUCGUUGGCGGAACCAAUUUUGUCUUCACAAUUCUAAACAUGUUUAUCAUCGACAAGGUCGGCCGACGUAGAAUCCUCCUCGUCACGGUUCUAGGAAUGGCAAUAAGUAUGGUCGUUGCUGCGGUUGCUUUCCACUGGAUUCCCAUCUCCCGCGACCUCGUCCUUGAGAGCGACUCCGUUAACUGGGCAGGAAUCUUGGUCCUGGCCACCAUCAUAUUCUAUGUCGCCUUCUUCGCCUCUGGCGUUGCAACCAUCGGUUGGGUCGGAACCGAGUUAUUGCCUCUUGAGGUUCGAGCUCUGGGAACCAUGAUGAACACCGUCACAUGCUGGGGAUGCAACAUCAUUAUUGCCUCUACCUUCUUGUCAAUGAUGAAGGGUAUGACGCCUAGCGGUGCUUUUGGGUUCUAUGCUGGGAUCUGUUUCUUUGGCUGGAUUUUUGUCAUCAUUUGCUAUCCUGAAGUGAAGGGUCUACCUCUCGAGGAAGUCAGUCAAGUAUUCGAGCAUGGAUUUGGUGUCCGACGAGCAGCCCAGAUCCAAAAGGCCAGGAAGGCGGCCGCGACAGGUGCCUGA
Clonostachys solani is the source of this 1656-nucleotide messenger RNA. The record is from the annotation of a GenBank genome assembly. Lineage: Eukaryota; Fungi; Ascomycota; Sordariomycetes; Hypocreales; Bionectriaceae.